Molecule: messenger RNA, 2841 nt
Organism: Acanthopagrus latus (yellowfin seabream)
Lineage: Eukaryota; Metazoa; Chordata; Actinopteri; Spariformes; Sparidae
Gene: lsr
Product: lipolysis stimulated lipoprotein receptor
Exons: 11
Coding region: 219-2096 (625 amino acids)
Biological process (GO): establishment of blood-brain barrier; tricellular tight junction assembly
Cellular component (GO): tricellular tight junction; plasma membrane
Source: RefSeq, a predicted model, not a curated record
UGGCUGCGCGGCUGACGUGGGGCGUUCAGGUACACCCUCACCACCAGUCUACGACAUACCAGGACACAAAAUGGAGCUGGAGCUACCUGGCUGAGGAGAAGGUGUAGUUUCAGCUCGGUAUUAUGCACAACCUGAAGUUUUUCUUUUUGUAUGUAUUUGAGAAAACAACAACAACAACAAGCUAAGUCGAGUGAAACACAAAAGAAAGAGGACGAAACAUGUUCUGGACCUUUGUUAUCGCCGCCUUAAUGGCAACAGAGACCACCAUGGGCAUCUCGGUCCAAUGCCCCCAAAAGAGGUACACAGUCAUCCUCUUCCAGCCCGUCACCCUCACCUGUCAAUACCAGACGACCGCCAGUCAGCCUCCUGUUGUCACCUGGAAGUAUAAAUCAUACUGCCGGGACCCCAUCCAAGCUGCACUGAAUCCCAGCAGUGCUGAGAACAUCCUGUCUCAGAAUAACCCCAACUAUGAUCCCAACAUCGAGUGCGCCGACAGCCAGAGGACGGUGCGCAUUGUGGCCUCCAAGCAAAGCAAUUCUGUUACCCUCGGGAAGGAGUACCAGGGCCGCAAGAUUAGCAUCCUAAACAAUGCAGACCUGAAUAUCGCGCAGACAGCAUGGGGCGACAGCGGCGUCUACAUCUGUUCCGUGGUCUCUUCCCAGGACCUCUCAGGAAACGGUGAAGACUACACGGAGCUAAUUGUUCUCGAGAGAAAGGCAAAUACUACUGACCUGCUGCCUGGUAUUGACUUGCUGGUUUUGGAAGACUGGCUCCUGGUUGUUCUGGUGGCUCUGGGCUUCCUGCUGUUGCUGCUCCUGAUUGGGAUCUGCUGGUGCCAGUGCUGUCCACACACCUGCUGCUGCUACAUCAGCUGCCCCUGCUGUCCAGACCGCUGCUGCUGUCCACGAGCAUUGUACGAAGCAGGAAAAGCAGUGAAGAAAGGUAUGGGGAAUCAUUAUGCCCCCACACUCUACGCUCCCAGUAUGUACGCUCAGCCAGCAUACGGUGGCCCGCUGAUGAACCAGCCUGGUAUGCCACUGCUUCCUCUACCCAACGGAGCCGGAGGCAUGCCGCCCCACAAUGGUUAUGGUCGAGAAUACGACGGCGCCAGCUCAGUGGGACAGGGCUCACAGGUGCCUCUGCUGCAUGACCAAGACGGAGGAGGAGACCACACUCGCAGUGGAUAUCGCAUCCAGGUGGACCCUGAUGGGAACGCCACGCGCGCCAUUUACUACAUGGAGAAGGAGCUUUCAAACCUGGACCCAUCCAGACCUGCCAACUACAGCCGCUUGGAUAAUAUGAGUGAGGUGAGUUCCUUGCAUGAUGGCUUGGACCCCCGAGGUCGCGGUGGUCGUCCCCAGCCGCCAGCUCUGGCCACAGUCUAUGACCGGGAUGAAGCCAUGAGCACCAUCAGCAGCGUUUCCCAGCAAGGUCACCGCCGUGAUGACUACCCACGUCGUGGUGGAGGGUACAUGGGGGAUCGCGUGCGCGCCCGCUCCAUGGACAACCUUGACGACAUUGGACGCCGCUACCCCCGAGAUGACGUCUCUCCACACCGGCGCCCGGAUGAGCCCAGAGGCAGGAGAGGCUCGGAUGAUGGCUGGAGCAGUAGCGCCCGCAGUGGCCACGAUCGCGACUAUGACGACCGCAGGCGGCGCGACUAUUCCCCAGAAGAUCGGCGGAGAGGAGACAGAGGGACCCCCGCUGGCCUCCAAGGGAGACGCAGCCGUAGCCGGGAUGAUCUGAUGGAUAUGGAGAGGGAUCACCGGUAUGGUGGCGGCGGCACCAGGGGCGGGCGAGAUGAUUACGAUGACAGCUUCCUGCGAGAAGCCAUGGAGAAGAAGAAGAUGGGUGAGCAGCAGAGGGCACGCAGCCGGGACCGACUGGACAGUGAGAGCGACCGCUCGGAUAGGGGGAAGGCGCCACGUGGGCCCCCACCACUUCCUCAGAUGCCACCGUCUGGAUACCCCGGUCGUCGAGAUGACUACCCACCUCCUCUGCCUCCGCCGUACAGUGACAAUGAAAGUGUCUCAUCCUCAAAGAAAAGCAACCUCCGCAAGAAUGGAGCUGUGAGUCGGGAGAGCCUGGUGGUGUGAAACCAACCGUGACGUGAGCAAACCCGACCAGUAAAAGCAGCUUUGAUCCAUCGGAAAAUUGGACCCGGUUGGUUUCUAAUACUGUAGAUAUUUGUCACACUGCUAAUCUGCUGUGCAAGUUUGUUUUUUUUAUAUAUAUAUAUAUAUGUUGCAUCAGUUAUGGUAAACUUAAGUUCAAUGUGUUUAGAUACUAUUUUUUUUUAACAGGGAGGAGGUACACAGAUAAAGUAUAAUGUGCCUUUUCAUGUAUAAAACAUUGUGGCUGCCACAAGUGCCUUAGUGUGUACAGAAUUUAACUUGUUGACGUGAAAGUCAAGUUGAGAAAUGAAUUCCGAUUGGUUUCACCUCUUUUAACUUUUUUUAAUGUUUAUGUAGUUUCAUUCAGCUGAGACUGAUGUCGAUUUGUAGAGGUCUAUAGAGCUUUCUGUUUUGUUUUGUUAUUAUUUUAUUAUUUUACGAAAAACGUACAUGUGCAUUUAAAGAAUUUGAUUUUACUUUGCUUUUAGUCGUGUGAGUGUGCUCAGUGUGAUCAGAAAACCUGGUGAACAAAAUAGACUUGGGUAGAAUUUAUGUUUGAGUUCUUACGUUUUUGUUUUGUUUUCACUUUUUUAUUUUUUUACACAAAAUUUCAGUUUUAACCUGCAGUAUGGUGUACAGUCGACCAGUAAUAACCACACUGAAAAUGCAAAUGUUUAUUGUGAUGUGAUGAAAAUUAAAUUUACAAUAAAGGUCCCCAUUGUCAGUC